AUAAAAUGUCGUUAUAAAAAAACAUUAUUUAACAAAGUCUCCCACUGCUUUCUUUAUGAUAUUGUCUGUGAUAAACUAUAAAGAUGUUGGUGCCAAUCUUUACUUUGAAAUUAAAUCAUAAAGUCAACCCUCAGAUGGUGGCAGUUGGUAAAUAUGAUGGAAUUCAUACUUCACUAGCUUGUGCUACUUCAGCUGGAAAGGUCUUGAUACAUAAUCCCCAUAAGAGAAGACUGCAGUCUGAAGGUCGUAUGAGUGGUGGUGAAGGAGAUAUUAGUCUAUUGAAUAUCAACCAACAAGUUACAGCAGUAGAAUCAGGUAGAUUGGUAGCUGGUACUCAGAAAGAUACAUUAGUUAUUGGUACUCAGACUAAUUUACUAGCUUAUGAUGUGGACAAUAACUCUGAUCUCUUUUAUAAAGAUACUCCUGAUGGAUCUAAUGCUAUAGUAUUGGGUAAAUUAGGUUCACUGGAUCCUUUAUUAGCAGUAGUUGGUGGUAAUUGUUCUAUACAAGGAUUUGAUUCUGCUGGCAAUGAUGCUUUCUGGACUGUAACAGGUGACAAUGUGUCUUCAUUGACUUUAAUGGAUUUUACUGGUAAUGGUCAAAAUGAGUUAGUAGUUGGAUCUGAAGAUUUUGAUAUUCGUGUAUUCAGAGAAGACGAAAUCAUAGCAGAAAUGACUGAAACAGAGACAAUAACGGCACUAUGUUCUAUGAGUGAUAAUAAAUUUGGUUAUUCACUAGCUAAUGGAACUGUUGGAGUUUACGAGAAAACUGCAAGAUUCUGGAGAAUUAAGUCUAAGAAUCAAGCUGUAUCUAUUAGUAGUUUUGAUCUUGAUGCUGAUGGGGUACCAGAAUUAAUAACAGGAUGGAGUAACGGCAAGAUUGAUGCUAGAAGUGAUAGAUCAGGAGAAGUUAUAUUUAAAGAUAAUUUUAAUCAUUCAGUAGCUGGUAUUGUACAGGGAGAUUACAGAAUGGAUACCAUGGCAUCAGCAGAUCAACUUAUUUGUGUCUCUGUUGAGGGAGAAGUGCGAGGUUAUAAUCCAGCAGCACCUGAUAUGUCUGGUAAUUUAAUGGACGCCAAUCUAGAACAAGACAGUAUCAGGGAACUUAGUCAGAGGAAACAGAAUCUAAUGUUAGAGUUGAAAAAUUAUGAAGAGAAUAUCAGGCUAGGAUCAGGGAAUCAGAUAGGAGAAUAUGAUAAAGCACAGAUGGGUAUUAUACCUGCUAAUACCCAAUUACAGACAACUCUAGCUGUUAAUUCUGGUGAUGAGAAAACUCCUGCUCAUGUAGAAUUGUUGAUCAGUACAUCAAAUGAAACUGUAAUAAGAGCUGUACUGAUAUUUGCUGAAGGUAUUUUUGAAGGAGAAAGUCAUGUAGUACAUCCUGUAAGUUCUAUCCUAUCAGCUAAUCUGAAAGUACCAAUUAUUCCACCUAAAGAUGCCUUAGUUGAUCUCCAUAUUAAAACCAUGGUUGGUUCUAAAACCAGUACCCAAUUCCAUGUUUUUGAGUUGACACGACAGUUACCCAAGUUUUCUAUGUAUUCACUGAUUGAUCCCAAUAUUCCUGACCCUAAAAGUUCAGUUACAUUCCAAAUAAAUGAUAGAGUUCAAAGGGUUUUAUUAUGGAUCAAUCAGAAUUUCUUGAUGCAGGAAGAUUUAGAAUGUGAAGGAAAUUUAAGAGUUGCCUUUAUGUCAUUACGUGGUACUGGUCCUUUAAUAAUACAGAUGGAACAAAAUAGCCAGAUGUGUAUUAAGACUGAUAAUAUGGAUUUAGCUGGUGAUAUUAUACAAUCUGUAGCUAAUUUCCUGAAAAUAGAAGAUUUACAGUCACUGGUAGAAUAUCCUACAGAGAUGGAGACUUUAGAGAAAGUUCUUGUCAAGGUUGAUGACUAUCAUUCAGUCAGACAGAAAUUAACAGCAGAAAUGGCCGACCAUUCUAAUCUUAUACGUAGUAUGGUGGUCAGAGCAGAAGAUUCGAGAAUUAUGGGAGAUAUGAAAAGUAUGAGAAGAGGUUAUAUGGAUUUGUAUGAUUUGAAUAGAGAUUUAAUCAAUGGUUAUAAAAUAAGAUGUACAAAUCAUCAAGAAUUAGUGACAUGUUUAAAACAAGUCAAUCAGAUCAUACAGAAGGCAGGCAGACUACGGGUUGGUAAAUAUAAAACACAAGUAGUGAAUUCAUGUCGAGCAGCCAUUAAAAAUAAUAAUGUCAGUUCUUUAUACAAAAUAAUUAGAACUGGCUUUGUGUAG
This is a messenger RNA of Lottia gigantea (owl limpet), 2240 nucleotides long. RefSeq lists its product as hypothetical. Gene Ontology annotation, cellular component: membrane; motile cilium; BBSome. The transcript has 23 exons. Lineage: Eukaryota; Metazoa; Mollusca; Gastropoda; Lottiidae. Bases 84 to 2240 code for a protein of 718 amino acids. Gene Ontology annotation, molecular function: protein binding. The record is from RefSeq and is a predicted model, not a curated record. Gene Ontology annotation, biological process: non-motile cilium assembly.